Molecule: messenger RNA, 1863 nt
Organism: Fonsecaea erecta
Lineage: Eukaryota; Fungi; Ascomycota; Eurotiomycetes; Chaetothyriales; Herpotrichiellaceae
Exons: 9
Coding region: 1-1863 (620 amino acids)
Molecular function (GO): ATP binding; ATP-dependent protein folding chaperone
Source: RefSeq, a predicted model, not a curated record
AUGGCAGAAAACGGACUUCAACCGUCGAGACAACAGCGAUUCGUGAUAGGGGUGGACUAUGGCACGACUUACACUGGGGUUGCUUAUGCGACUCCGAACUCCAAUCACCUUCCGCUUGACGAGAUUGACCUCAUCGAGGACUGGGGGUCGAACAUGGGCAACCACAAGAAGAUCCCCAGCGUCAUCUCCUUCUCCCCGUCGACUGAGGCCAUGGAGCAGCAGUGGGGAUACGACCUCAGCGAACACGCCAUUUCGAUCGUCCACACCAAAUUGGAACUAGACCUUCAGGACGUCUCCAGUGAGCUCGACCUCAUGAUCCAGGCCCUCGAUGGCAUGUGUGACUUCGGCUUCGACCACAUCCGAGGCGCCGGGUCGGCGCACGCCUUCAGCGACAAAUCCGCCGAGCAGAUCGUGACCGAGUAUCUGUCGAGGGUCUUCGAGCACCUGUCGGCCGCCAUCGUCAAAUUCUCUGCGUCGUUCAGAGUACAUGUUCCAGUCGAUAUUGUGGUCACUGUGCCGACGGAAUGGUCUUACCGAGCGAAAAACUCGACUUUCCGCGCCCUCACCAAUGCCGGCCUCAACCAGAGCUAUUUCCCCAGGCUGUCCACUAUUAUGUUUAUCACUGAGCCCGAAGCCGCGGCGAUAUACACAGCGAGGUACUUGAAGGAUGAGAUCAAUGAAAUAUUCCUCAAGCCAAAUUCUUGCUUCAUUCUUUGCGACGCAGGUGGCGGUACAGUCGAUGUCGUGUCGUACAAAGUCAAACAAGUGGAGCCGUCACUGGUUCUGGAGAGGAUCGGAGUUCCUACUGGAGACAAGUGCGGAGCCAUCUACAUCGACAUUGCAUUCAAAGAAUGGCUGCGUGAACUACUGGGUAACAAAUACUACGAGAGGCUCGACCGGAACCAGGACCUCCAGAGAAUCACCUCGCACACCUGCGAGAGUAAGGCCAUGCGCCAGCUGAUGAAGUCGUUUGACGUGCUGAAGAAGCAGUUCCACAAGAAUCACCGAGACAUGGCGUUGGAUUUGCCCGAGCCGCUCCACAACUUGACAUUGGACAACCGGGUUGAUGGGGGCGAGAUCAAGAUCACCAACGCCACGAUGAUGAGGUUUUUCAAUAUCUGUAUCGGGAAGAUCAUGGACUUGAUCACAGGACAUCUUCGCCAGAUCGAUAACCUCAAUAAGCAGUGCAAGAACAUCUUCUUAGUCGGGGGCUUCGGCGAAUCCCCCUACCUGCAGGAGGAAAUUGAAUUCUCGCUGCGGCUGCGGCGGAUCAAGCUGCGGCGGCCGGACACGUCGUGGACGGCGGUGGUGCGUGGGGCGGUGCUGCACGGGAUCGAGAAGGACACGACGGGUUCGAACCUGGUGCUGGCGACGGCGUGCCCGCGCCACUUCGGCAUCAGCCUCAACGAGCAGUUCUCGCGCAUCCAUCACGAGGAGCGCGACGUCACCAUCAAUCCCAUCACCAAUAGCCAGAUCGUCGAGGGCCAGCUGCUGUGGAUGCUGAACAAGGGCGACCUGGUGCUGUCCGACAACCCCACCAUCGUCUCCCAGCUCAUCAGCCUGUCGUUCCGCGAGAAUGACAAAUCCAAGCGUCGCCUGACCGUCUACUCGUACGCCGAGGACGACGACCGGCCCACCCGGAUCAAGAACUCGCUCGACGACCUCGAAGUCGUGCACGUCCUCGAAUAUGACCUGGCCCAGAUCGACCGGAAGAAGCUGGAAGUUUGCAAGGGCCGGAACGGCAAGUUCUUCAUCGCGCGGCUGAAGCUGACCAUGUCCUUGUCAGCGGACCGCCUGGAGUCGGUCCUCUCGUGGGAGCAGGGUCAGCUGGAGCUGGCCACGGAGGAGUCGACGUGGCGGUGA